AAAUUAAUCCCAUCAACCCUUACCCCUUCCCCAAGACGCAGACUUUCUUGUCAAGAAAGAAAGAGAGAAAAACAAGGACCAACCAGUUCACUAGCUAGCCAUUAUAAAUAGCAGCUGCAGAUUUAUUCAUUUCAUUCUUCUGCAAUUUGGCUUUUGGAAUAAUUGACAAUAAGAAUGCAUCUGUACAAUGCGUGGCUUCCGCCACCGGUGGCCGAAGAGGCGAAGAGAGAGAAGGAGUCCUUCUCUCGGGUCGUCAGCUCACUCAGGGCCUCCUUCCGCCCCGAUGACCCCGAUUCCGUCUACUCCACUCUCAAGUGGAUCUCCGUUCUCGACCUUUUCAUAAAGGCGAAAAGUGAUGUCUCUUUGGAAGAUGUCAGCACGCUUGUCGAGAUAGGUUUAGAAUUGUUUAUAAAAUCACAAAAUAAGCUUUAUGCCCAGGUUAGAUGGGGAAAUAUCUUAGUAAGGGUACUUAAUAAGUAUCGAAAGAAGCUUUCCUUAAAAGUUCAGUGGCGGCCUUUGUAUGAUACUUUGGUUCAUACACAUUUCACAAGGAAUACUGGUCCAGAAGGGUGGAGAUUGAGACAGAGACAUUUUGAGACUAUUACUUCCCUUGUUCGAUCCUGCCGGAGGUUUUUCCCUCGAGGUUCUGCCUUUGAGAUAUGGUCUGAGUUUAGAUCUGUAUUGGAAAAUCCAUGGCAUAACUCAUCCUUUGAAGGAUCUGGGUUUGUGAGACUGUUUCUUCCUACAAAUUUGGACAACCAGGACUUUUUUUCACAGGAUUGGAUUGAAACCUGUAUAGACUUGUGGGACUCGAUACCAAAUUGCCAAUUUUGGAACAGUCAGUGGGUGGCCCUAGUAGCUCGUGUUAUAAAGCACUACAACUUUAUUGACUGGGAGUGUUUCUUACCCAAACUUUUUGCGAGAUACUUGAAUAUGUUUGAGGUUCCUGUGGCAAAUGGAACUGGAUCAUAUCCUUUUUCUGUGGAUGUUCCCAGAAACACAAGGUUCUUGUUCUCCAAUAAAACAGCCACCCCAGCAAAGGCCAUUGCAAAAUCGAUUGUGUAUCUAUUAAAACCUGGUAGUUCGAUGCAAGAUCAUUUUGAGAAAUUGGUCAACCUCUUGGAACAAUAUUACCAUCCCUCCAAUGGUGGUCGUUGGACGUAUUCUUUGGAACGCUUUUUGUUCCAUUUGGUAAUACAAUUUCAGAAACGCCUACUGCAUGAGCAACAGAACAUAGAAAACAGUACACAGCCUGAACUGUGUCUGGGAAGAUCAGAAAGGAAAUAUUUUGUCAAUGUGGUGCUGAAGCUAAUUGAUCGUGGUCAAUAUAGCAAAAAUGAACAUCUAUCUGAGACAGUUGCUGCGGCAACUUCUAUUUUGUCUUAUGUGGAGCCCUCUUUGGUUCUUCCUUUUGUGGCAUCUCGAUUCCACAUGGCCUUGGAGACGAUGACUGCCACCCACCAGCUGAAAAUUGCUUUGAUGUCAGUAGCAUUUGUCGGGCGUUCACUAUUUCUCACUUCCCGAUCAGCUCCAGUAGAUCCGGUAGAUAUUGAUGGUGGGGACAUGUUCACUGAUCUUUUGAUGGUUUCAUUAUCUAAUGCAUUACUUGGUAUGGAUGCCAAUGAUCCUCCUAAAACCUUGGCAACCAUGCAAUUGAUUGGUUCAAUUUUUUCCAAUUUGGCUUCUUCGGAUGAUAAUACAGAUGAGUUGUCAUUCAUGCCUAUGAUUCGCUUUUCUGAAUGGCUUGAUGAGUUCUUAUGUCGCUUAUUUUCCUUGCUCCUACACUUGGAACCCAGCAGUGUUACGAAUGAAGGCCUACAUUCAUCUGCAACAUCAGGAACUUUUCUGGUUGAGCAUGGUCCGUACUACUAUUGCAUGCUUGAAAUCCUGCUUGGGAGACUUUCAACAUCACUGUAUAAUCAGGCUUUGAAGAAAAUUUCUAAGUUUGUCAAGACAAAUAUUCUUCCUGGGGCAAUUGCAGAGGUUGGACUGCUUUGUUGUGCAUGUGUUCAUUCGAACCCAGAAGAGGCAGUUACACACCUUAUUGAGCCAAUUUUAUUGUCUGUUAUAUCCUCUUUACAAGGAAUGCCGGUUACAGGAUUUGGAGGAAGAGGAACUUCUAAUGCCUGCCUUUCAACAAAGGCAAAACCAACACUUUCUCCAGCUCUUGAAACAACAAUCGAUUAUCAAUUGAAAAUAAUAUCAGUUGCCAUCAGUUAUGGAGGUCCUGCUCUUCUCCGUUACAAGGAUCAGUUUAAAGAAGUUAUUGUUUCCGCUUUUGAUUCCCCAUCUUGGAAGGUCAAUGGAGCUGGUGAUCAUCUUCUUCGGUCCCUUCUUGGGAGCCUGGUUCUUUAUUAUCCGAUUGAUCAGUACAAGUGCAUUUUCCGUCACCCUCUUGCUUCUGAACUAGAGGAAUGGAUCAGCACAAAAGAUUAUUCCUAUGAUGAACCGCCAAUGUCCCCCAAGUGGCAUAUUCCAAGUGAUGAAGAAGUUCAUUUUGCAAAUGAACUUUUGAACCUUCAUCUUAAAUCAGCCUUGGAUGAUCUUUUGACUAUGUGCCAAUCUAAAAUCCAUUCUGAACCAGGAGAUGAGAAAGAGCACUUGAAAGUGACUCUUUUGCGUAUCGAUUCCUCAUUGCAAGGUGUAUUGUCUUGUCUGCCUGAUUUCAGCCCAUCCUCCAUGAAUUCAAUGGAUGAAGAUCCAGAUCACAAUACUUUCUUAAUAGCUGGAGCUACAGGUUCGAGUGUUGGCAGCACUCAACUGCGGGAAAAAGCUACUGAGAUUGUACAUGCAGCUUGCAAAUACUUAUUAGAAGAAAAGUCUGAUGACAGCAUUUUGUUGAUACUCAUUAUUCGUAUUAUGGAUGCUUUAGCGAACUAUGGAAGUUUGGAAUAUGAUGAGUGGUCAAAUCACAGGCAGGCUUGGAAGUUGGAAUCUGCUUCCAUAAUUGAACCUCCAAUUAAUUUUAUUGUGUCAUCCCAUUCUAAGGGAAAGAGAAGGCCAAGGUGGGCACUUAUUGACAAGGCAUACAUGCACAGUACAUGGAGAUCCUCACAAUCAUCCUAUCAUCUAUUCCGUACGAGUGGGAAUUUCCAUCCAUCAGACCAUCUGAAUCUUUUGAUGGAUGAUCUUAUCAAUCUAUCUUUGCAUAGUUAUGAAACUGUUCGCGGGCUUGCGGGAAAAUCUCUACUAAAGAUGAUAAAGAGAUGGCCAUCUAUGAUUUCAAAGUGUGUUAUCUCUCUUGCAGAGAAUUUACAGAACCCUGACUCACCAGAAUGUGCAGUGCUAGGUUCCUGUGCAGUCCUUACGUCGCAAACAAUUCUCAAGCAUUUGACAACGGAUCCAAAGUCAUUCUCUUUAUUUAUCCUUGGAAUUCUCUCCAGCUCACAUCAUGAAUCACUGAAAGCUCAAAAAGCAAUCAAUGAGUUAUUUGUCAAAUACAACAUCUACUUUGCUGGAGUACCUAGAAUCAUUUUCAGGACAUCAAACAAUGACGUGGGUGGACCAGAUUUUACUGAUUUGGUUUCUCAAAUUGGUUCUAUGAGUUUUGAUUCCAUUGGCUUGCAUUGGCGGUAUAAUCUGAUGGCUAACAGAGUUCUGCUCCUGUUGGCCAUGGCAUCUAGGAAUGACCCAAAUGCCUCUCCGAAGAUAUUGAGUGAAACUACUGGUCACUUCUUGAAGAAUUUGAAAAGCCAACUACCUCAGACAAGAAUACUUGCAAUUUCAGCCCUGAAUAUGCUGCUAAAGGAUUCGCCUUAUAAACUGUCAGCUGAGGAUCAGUCUGGCUCUUCUGGUUCUGGGGACUUGCAGGAAAGUACAAAAUCAUCACUUGAAGGAGCUUUAACUAAAAUUUUUCAGGAAGAGGGUUUCUUUAAUGAGACAUUGAAUUGUCUUUCCCAUGUUCACAUAAUCACUGAUUCUGAUAGCACAUCUUCCAGAGGAAAUCAUGGAAAUUCAUCUUUUCAGAGCCUAGCAGACAAAUCAAUCACCCGUUUUUAUUUUGACUUUUCUGCGUCAUGGCCUCGUACUCCUAGUUGGAUUUCUUUGUUAGGAAGUGAUACCUUCUACUCAAAUUUUGCCCGGAUUUUUAAGCGGUUAAUACAAGAAUGUGGCAUGCCUGUUUUAUUUGCACUUAGAAGUACAUUGGAGGAGUUUGCAAAUGCCAAGGAGAGGUCUAAGCAGUGCGUUGCCGCUGAAGCACUGGCUGGGGUGUUGCAUUCUGAUGUCAAUGGUCUUUUGGGAGAAUGGGACAGCUGGUUGAUGGCCCAGUUGCAGAAUAUCAUUUUAGCACAAUCAGUGGAAUCAGUACCUGAGUGGGCAGCUUGUAUACGUUAUGCAGUUACUGGAAAAGGAAAAUAUGGAACAAGAGUUCCUCUUCUGAGGCAACAAAUCCUAGAUUGUUUGGUCAAUCCAUUACCUUCAACAGCAACUACCACCAUAGUAGCCAAGCGCUAUGCUUUUCUAUCAGCUGCACUUAUAGAAAUAUCCCCACAGAAAAUGCCAGCAGCUGAGUUACGGCUCCAUAAUAACCUUUUGGAAGAGCUGCUUGAUAAUAUGUGCCAUUCAUCUGCCCAAGUAAGGGAAGCUAUAGGUGUUACCCUUUCUGUUUUGUGCUCUAACAUUCGGCUGUAUGCAUCGUCUCAUCCUGAUCAUUCACAUGAAGGGGGAAACAGUGAUGUUAAUUACCAACAUAAAGAGGGAAGUUGGGUUAAAUUUCUAAUAGAACGAGCAUCUGAACUGGUAAUGAAUAUUCAGAAUACCAGUCAGUCUGACAAUUUGGAGACUACAACAGAUGCGAGAGAUCAAAAUGGGCAUUUGAAUGGAGAUUCAAAAGAUGAUGUCAAAUGGAUGGAAACGCUAUUCCAUUUUAUCAUCUCAUCUUUGAAGUCUGGAAGAUCUUCAUGUUUGCUGGAUGUGAUCGUGGGACUUCUUUAUCCUGUAAUUUCCUUGCAGGAAACAUCAAAUAAAGAUUUGUCUACAUUGGCCAAGGGAGCUUUUGAACUAUUAAAAUGGAGGAUUUUCUGGGAACCUCGUCUCCAGGAGGCCGUAUCUGUGAUUCUUUCUUCAGCCAAAGAUUCUAAUUGGCGGACUAGAUCUGCUACACUGACUUAUCUGCGGACUUUUAUGUAUAGGCACACUUUCAUUCUCUCACGUGUGGAGAAAGAACAAAUCUGGAGCACUGUGGAAAAGCUACUCAUAGACAACCAAGUGGAGGUAAGAGAGCAUGCUGCAGCAGUUCUAGCCGGCCUAAUGAAGGGUGGGGAUGAAGAUCUAGCUAGAGAUUUUCGUAAUAGAGCCUAUUUGAAGGCAAAUGAUCUUCAAAGGAAGAGAAAGCGGAGAAAUUUUUCUGGUCACUCCAUUGCCUCUAUACAUGGUACUGUACUUGCUUUGGCGGCUUCUGUGUUAUCAGCCCCUUAUGACAUGCCCAGUUGGUUGCCUGAGCAUGUCACAUUAUUGGCUCGUUUUGCUGGGGAGCCAUCACCUGUAAAAUCUACAGUUACAAAAGCAGUUGCUGAGUUCCGGCGGACCCAUGCAGAUACAUGGAAUGUUCAGAAAAAUUCAUUUACUGAAGAGCAACUUGAGGUUUUGGCUGAUACAUCCGCUUCAUCAUCUUAUUUUGCUUGAUCUACAUUGUAUUUUUAGUAAGAGAAACGGUCUAGUUGAAACUCAAAUAGUUGGAACUAGGAACAAGAAAUUAUGUUGAGACUAAGAGAAAUGAUAUAGUUGCUUGAUUUACAUGUUGAUCUUUAUAUUUUUGCAAUAAAAUGUUAAUGUUUAUCCAUCAA
Molecule: messenger RNA, 5786 nt
Organism: Alnus glutinosa
Lineage: Eukaryota; Viridiplantae; Streptophyta; Magnoliopsida; Fagales; Betulaceae
Product: proteasome activator subunit 4-like
Exons: 35
Coding region: 175-5625 (1816 amino acids)
Biological process (GO): proteasomal ubiquitin-independent protein catabolic process
Cellular component (GO): cytosol; nucleus
Molecular function (GO): peptidase activator activity; proteasome binding
Source: RefSeq, a predicted model, not a curated record